Heterobasidion irregulare TC 32-1 is the source of this 1533-nucleotide messenger RNA. RefSeq lists its product as uncharacterized. The transcript is spliced from 4 exons. Lineage: Eukaryota; Fungi; Basidiomycota; Agaricomycetes; Russulales; Bondarzewiaceae. The record is from RefSeq and is a predicted model, not a curated record. Bases 1 to 1533 code for a protein of 510 amino acids.
AUGCAGCCCUUUCCCUACCCGUACUCCUACAGCGAACUCGACGAACGCGUGAACGCCCCAGACGAAGACUGGGAUGCAUACACGCGUCGCCUGCGAUCAAUAUCCCCUCUUAACGCCCUUGGCACGGGCUCGAAUAAGGCACACACGCCCUCCGGCGGGGUAUUCGUCCCUAUCGAUAGUGGCCCGAGCGUACCGCCGACCUUGCCUCGACCAUCACCAGUUCCUACCACCACGAAAAAGCGAGGAAUAUCCACAAUCCAAAGACCUGCUGCCAGAAACACAGAUGAAAAAUCAAAGAGACGUAGAUUGAUCAACUCCACUGACCCAGUUGCCUAUAAUUCCUCGAACGCGAAGCAAGGCGGCCCUGCACAAGUUUCUCCUAUCCCCGACGUGGGCUCUAAAGUUUCUCGCGCUUCCGAAAUGAAUUUGACAGCUUCCCCUAAACCUACGCUGUUGAAGUCUCACCACCCUGCGCCGCCCCGCGCUACAAAGGCCGCUCAUGACGAUGUUGCGAAGCAAACGCCGCAUACCACUGAUAAUAAAUACACCCUGAUGGCGCACCCAGCACCACCCGCCAAGCCUCUUCGGGCGAAAUCUCCCAUCGUCCCGGCCGACACGAGCGUCAUAACGACUCCUGGACGCAGCCCUGCCACGACACGCCCUGCGCCCCCACCUCCUGUUCGCGCAGCCACAGUAGCAGCUCUACAGAUGCAGCCCCUGCGAUCAGAGAUCCAAAAGGCCUCAUCGUCCGCCCGGAGGCACACCUCCGCGAACUCGAAAGCUCAGAAGCAUCAGCCCCAGAAGUACACGCCCUCAGAGUACGCGCGCGCGCUCGUGCAGCGCGUCUUGGAUCCACCGCCGCCGCCGACUCCGCCAGAAGCGCCGCCGGCGCGGAAAACCGUGGAGAAGCAGGCGCCGCGCAUCUUGAAGGUGCAGACGGUCAAGCGCGGCGCCCAGCAGCCGCAGCAUCUGAAGGGACACAACAUAUUCUACACGAAUGGCGACAUGCAUUACGCGACGGAGACGACGAGGAAGAAGAUGGACUACGUGCGUGCGCGUCCUAUCAUUAUGACCUCAGACGUACCUACGCUCUCCUCCUCGCCGCAGAUCGUGAAGCUUGGGGGCACGCUGGUGCCCGAGUUCGAUCCCGCGGUGGUCACCCACAUCGUCACGGAUGCGGGCGCGGGGCCGACGGCGCGCGCGCUCGGACUCAGGUCCCUGUCCGACAUCCCGCAGGAAAUCCCCACGCUCACGUGGAAGUGGGUGAACUUUCGCACGGCCGAAAAGGACGCGAGCGGGAACCUCGUGCACAACACAGGCCCUGAGUUCUUGUUCGCCGCGUUCCAAGAGCGGGUGGGCGCGGGUAGGGGCUGGGCGCGCAAAGCGAGCGUCGGCAGCGCCGGGAUUGAACAUGCAACAAAAGAGGGAAAUGGGAAUGAUCCGGCGCCGCGCGAGGAGGCAGGGGAGCAAACUUGGCGUCUCGGCCACGUUCACAGCGAUUUCACCAAGGCUUCCAUCGAGAUCGAUGAUUGA